UCCUCUUAUUUUUCACCCUACUUCUUCUUCUUCAUCCUCUUCUUCUUCUUCUUCUUCAUCCUCUUCUUCUUCUUCUUCAUCCUCAUCUUCUUCAUCCUCAUCCUUAUCUUCUUCAUCCUCAUCCUUAUCUUCUUCAUCCUCAUCCUUAUCUUCUUCAUCCUCAUCCUCUUCUUCUUCUUCAUCCUCAUCUUCUUCUUCAUCCUCAUCCUCACCCUCUUCUUCUUCAUCCUCAUCCUCAUCUUCUUCUUCAUCCUCAUCCUCCUCUUCUUCAUCAUCCUCAUCCUCCUCUUCUUCUUCAUCCUCAUCCUCCUCUUCUUCUUCAUCCUCAUCCUCCUCUUCUUCUUCAUCCUCAUCCUCCUCCUCUUCUUCAUCCUUAUCCUCCUCCUCUUCUUCAUCCUCCUCCUCUUCUUCAUCCUCCUCCUCUUCUUCAUCCUCAUCCUCUUCUUCUUCUUCUUCUUCUUCUUCCUUCUUUUUUCCUUCUUUUUGUCUUCCUCUUGCAGGUCACUGCUCAUGCGCAGAUUUUUUAUCGUGGGCUAUUUGGUCGGCCGUUUUUCGGUAUUUUGUCAGAUUUUUUUUUUCGGUAAAGUUGGAAAAAAAAUCGGCCGAUUUUGCCGAUCGGCUGAUUUUCGCGGCAAUGAUGGGCAAAUCGGCCGAUUUUUUACC
This is a messenger RNA of Staurois parvus, 663 nucleotides long. The record is from the annotation of a GenBank genome assembly. NCBI's taxonomy places the organism in Eukaryota, Metazoa, Chordata, Amphibia, Anura, Ranidae.